AUGGCUGCAGUGGAUAAGGAUGUGGCUGAAAAGUUUUUGGACAGUAAUCCUGCAUUUGCAAAGCAGUAUUACGAUUCCAGAUUCCGCUCCAAGAUCAUCUCAGACUUGCUGUCCACCACGAAAAAGACAGAGAUGGACAUCAGUAAAUUCCACGACCUGUCCUCUGUGGAGGAGAGCGAGGUCGUGUUUGACAUGGUGCGCGACCUUCAGGAUAAUUUACACAUGGAGCGCGCUAUCUUCAACCUGAUGAGGCACCUGUCUUUCAUCCUGCGCGCCGACCGCAUGAGUCUGUUCCUCUACCGACAACGCAACGGCAUGGCUGAGCUGGCCACCCGCCUUUUCAACGUCCACAAAGACACCACGUUCGAGGAGUGCCUGGUGCAACCCGACAGUGAGAUCGUUUACCCUCUGGACAUGGGCAUCGUGGGGCACGUGGCGACCACCAAGAAAAUUGUCAAUGUGCCCGACGUCACCCAGGACAGCCACUUCAGCGACUUUGUGGACACCCUGACAGAGUACACGACCAAGAACGUGCUGGCCACGCCCAUCCUUAACGGCAAAGACAUGGUGGCCGUGAUGAUGGCAGUGAAUAAACUCGACGCCCCGGCUUUCACCAAACAGGAUGAGGAGAACUUGAAGAAAUAUCUCAACUUCGCCAAUCUCAUUCUGCGAGUCUUCCACCUGAACUACCUACACAACUGUGAAACCAGGAGGAGCCAGAUAUUGCUUUGGUCUGCCAGCAAGGUGUUUGAGGAGCUGACUGACAUUGAACGACAGUUCCACAAGGCGCUCUAUACCGUGCGAGCCUUCCUCAACUGUGAUCGGUACUCCGUGGGCCUCCUGGACAUGACCAAAACGAAGGAGUUCUUUGACCUGUGGCCGGUCCUGAUGGGGGAAGUACCACCGUAUGACGGGCCGAAGACCCCUGAUGGCAGAGAAAUCAUUUUCUAUAAAGUGAUUGAUUACAUAUUGCAUGGAAAGGAGGAUAUCAAAGUCAUCCCAUCCCCUCCGGCGGAUCACUGGGCUCUCCUGAGCGGGCUGCCCACCUACGUGGCGGAGACCGGGCUGAUCUGCAACAUUAUGAACGCUGCUGAAGACGAAUUCUUUAGCUUCCAAAAAGAGCCCUUGGAUGAAUCUGGCUGGACAAUCAAGAAUGUUCUCUCUUUGCCAAUCGUCAACAAGAAAGAAGAGAUUGUAGGCGUGGCCACGUUCUACAACAGGAAAGAUGGAAAGCCAUUUGAUGAAAUGGAUGAAGCACUAAUGGAGUCUCUAACGCAGUUCCUGGGCUGGUCAGUGCUCAACACAGACACCUACGACAAAAUGAACAAGCUGGAGAACCGUAAAGACAUCUUUCAGGACAUGGUGCUUUACCACGUCAAGUGUCGCAAGGAUGAGAUUCAGAAUAUCCUGAACACACGAGAACGUUACGGGAAGGAACCGCACGACUGUGAUGAGGACGAGCUGGAAGACAUUUUGAAAGAGGUUCUGCCCAACUCUAAGCAAUCUGAGAUCUUUGAGUUUCAUUUCUGUGACUUUGAGUUCUCAGAGCUGGACCUGGUGAAGUGUGGAAUAAAAAUGUACUAUGAGCUGAAAGUGGUGGACAAGUUCCACAUUCCUCGCGAGGUCCUGGUGAGGUUCAUGUAUUCUCUCAGCAAAGGCUACAGGAGAAUCACUUACCACAACUGGAGGCAUGGUUUCAACGUGGGCCAGACCAUGUUCACACUGCUGAUGACAGGUGACCUGAAACGCUACUACACAGACCUGGAGACCAUGGCAAUGGUUACAGCUGGCUUCUGUCACGACAUAGACCACCGCGGCACCAACAACCUCUACCAGAUGAAGUCUGGAAACCCACUGGCAAAGCUCCAUGGCUCUUCCAUUUUAGAGAGACACCACCUGGAGUUUGGAAAGACCCUGCUGAGAGAUGAGGCUUUGAAUAUCUACCAGAAUCUCAACCGGCGACAGCAUGACAUAGUCAUUCACUUAAUGGAUAUCGCUAUCAUAGCCACAGACUUGGCUUUGUAUUUCAAGAAAAGAACCAUGUUUCAAAAGAUUGUCGACCAGUCCAAGACCUAUGAGGACUGGAAUGAGUGGACCAAAUACAUGAUGUUGGAGACGACGCGUAAAGAGAUUGUCAUGGCUAUGAUGAUGACCGCCUGUGACUUGUCUGCCAUUGCUAAACCGUGGGAGAUCCAGAGCAAGGUGGCGCUGUCAGUGGCUGCAGAGUUUUGGGAGCAGGGUGACCUGGAAAGGACAGUCCUGGAGCAACAGCCCAUUCCCAUGAUGGACAGGAAUAAAGCGGAAGAGCUGCCCAAACUGCAGUGUGGUUUCAUUGAUUUCGUCUGCGCUUUUGUGUACAAGGAGUUCUCCCGCUUCCACGUGGAGAUCACCCCCAUGCUGGACAGGCUGCUGAAUAACAGGAAGGAGUGGAACGCCCUGAAGGAGAUCCACGAGGCCAAGGUGGCCCAGCUAGAGGCAGCCAAGAAAGAGAAGGAGGAGGCAGCAGCUGCCGCAGCGGCAUCCAAGAGUGGAGGGGCCAACGGUCCGGUGGCAGCGCAAUCCAAGACCUGCGUCAUCUGCUAGACUACAGACAGCAAUUACACGCUUACUCCUCCG
Molecule: messenger RNA, 2616 nt
Organism: Chanos chanos (milkfish)
Lineage: Eukaryota; Metazoa; Chordata; Actinopteri; Gonorynchiformes; Chanidae
Gene: pde6a
Product: phosphodiesterase 6A, cGMP-specific, rod, alpha
Exons: 22
Coding region: 1-2583 (860 amino acids)
Biological process (GO): signal transduction
Molecular function (GO): protein binding; 3',5'-cyclic-nucleotide phosphodiesterase activity
Source: RefSeq, a predicted model, not a curated record